Molecule: messenger RNA, 2685 nt
Organism: Rhododendron vialii
Lineage: Eukaryota; Viridiplantae; Streptophyta; Magnoliopsida; Ericales; Ericaceae
Product: PHD finger protein At2g01810-like
Exons: 2
Coding region: 870-2594 (574 amino acids)
Source: RefSeq, a predicted model, not a curated record
AACAUUCGCACCUUCCAUGUCCCAAUCUUGCGAUCACAAAGCCGGAAAACCAACUUAUCCGCCCCCAAACCCGAUGACGAAAACGCCCAUCUCUACAACCAAAACUUUCCCGCCAUCAGAGGGCUACAAUCGUAAUUCCGCCCAUCAAAAACCGCCCAUUACUUUCAGACGAAGCACGAUUUGAAACCCCUCCCACUCUCUCUCUCUCUCUCUCUGGAAAAUUGAAACAAAAAACUUCGAAGGCUUCUCCGAUGGCAACCCAAUUGUUCGAACCCUGUACGAAGACCAGAAAAAGAAAAACAAAUCUGUUUGCGUCUCGUACCUUCCCGUGUCGAUCCUCGACCGUUGGAUUCUCGAGCCCUUUCCGAGACUCCGUCGGGUUGUUUCUGAAAGAAUUCGCGGAGAUUUCAGAGCAUAGCGUCGCCGGUUUGCCCACUUGGUCCACUCUCCUCGUCAACGAGGAAAAUGGCGCCGUCUUCCCUCUCUACACCGUCGAAGAAACCGUCAAAUUCUCUCUCAGCCCUUUUUGCCAGCACUGCAAAUGCGUCGGCAAGUCUCUCUCUCUCUCUCUCUCUCUCUCUCUCGAUAUAUUGAUUGAAUUCUUUGGGUAAUUGAAUUUGUUUUCGAAUUUUCGUGAUGUGGGUUUUGGUGAAUUUGAAGGUUGGGGGCACCAUUUUGUGCCGAAACGGAGGUAUCAUGUGAUAAUUCCGGCGGGGAACAAGUGGGAUAAGCCGUUGAAGGGGAGUUGUCUUGAGAAUCGCCGCCAUCUCUUGUAUGGAUUGAUUCACUGCAAUGGGUUUGGCCAUCUACUAUGUAUCAACGGAGGAAUUGAGGAGGAGGAUUCUAAUUGUAUUCCAAUAGUUCAAAUCAUGGAUCUCUGGGACCGUAUCUGCACAACUCUUCAAACCAGGAAAAUUUCGACGAAUGACGCUUCAGAAAGGAGUUCCAUGGAGUUGAGGUUGCUCUACGGUGUUGCAUAUGGACAAUCUUGGUUUGGGAAAUGGGGUUACAAGUUUGGCCGUGGAAGCUAUGGAGUUACAGAGGAUCAAUACAACAAAGCAAUCAACACACUCAGCACAUUAGACCUCAACAAAAUUAUGGCUCACUUCAAAAACAAGAGACAAGGAAGAGUCAUUCACCAAAUUAUAAACAGAUACAGAGGAUUUAGCGAAACCAAAUUGGUCACAAUCAGUGAUCUCUUACAGUUCAUGCUUGAUUUCAAGUCAAGAGCUAACAACACUUGUUCAAAGCAUUCAUCAAGAAAAACCCAUCAAUGUGGGUCCCAAACGGUGGACAAUCCAUUAAGUAUUGCAACAUUUGUGUCUUCAUUAGGGAGCACUGAUUGCAGGUGGCCUCCAAAAAGGCUGGAAAAUGCAAUUGAAGUGAUUUUUAACUUGUUGAAUGGUAGCACAGAUUUCGUGAUGUCACUGGGAGAAUUGCGAGACGGGGCUAGACAAUGCAUUGGAGACGCUGGAUUGAUCGAUUACGUGCUGAAAUCGAUCGAGUUCCUAGCCACGGGCGACCAAAUAGUACGUCGCUCGGUAAACCCAUCAACCAAAUUGGUAGAAUUCACUAUAAAUCAUGUUGCCAAGAGAACAGAUUCAUCUGCAGAGUCAGAGUCGGCUACAUUUUUAUCUUCUGUCGCGAAAUUUGAUUCGAGGUGGCCCCCGCAAAGGCUAGAACAUGUAGCAAAAGUGGUGUGGAACAUUCUGAGAGAAGUCAAAGGAAUCAAAAACGGCAAAAACGGUCUCUCUAGGCAAGAGUUGCGCGAUUUUGCUAGGCAAUUUGUUGGAGACACCGGAUUGAUCGAUUACGUUCUGAAAUCGAUCCAUGGUUCUAUUGUGGGGAAUCAAAUUGUUUGUCGCUCGAGAAACCCGUCCACCAAAACGGUUGAAUUCUCGAUUCAAGACAUUCUUGACCGAUCGGAGGUUGAACACGUGGUUGGUUUAUCUGGGUUGGAAUCUGCGUUUGAUGUUGAUGGGGAUGUUCUGUUUCUGUAUAAAAAUGUAUUGCUCGGAUAUCCCGAGUACAACCCGGUGAGUUCGGCCGCUGGGACAGUGUUGGACACCAAGCAUUUUGUUAAGGAAUGGGAAAUUAUGGAAAAAAUGAAUGACCAUCUAAUGACGCUUACGUGCCGGGUCUUGCCGAGUUUUGAUGAGUUAGAGACCGAGUUGACGCGGCCGUUGCCACCAGGCGAGUUGGUGGUGGUACCACCCUGGAUCACAAUUGGUGAGCUAAGGGUGGUGGCGCAAUGCUCACUGAGGGACACGUACUGCAUCAUGGACAGGUUCGAUGUAAGGCAGGUUGGGGGGUUGAGGGGAAUUGAGGACGGGAGGGUGCUAUCGUGCGCGGUGGAGCCAGGUGCGCAGGUUUGGGUCAGAGGGUGUGGGCUGGACUUGGAAACGAAGCUGAGGUACGAGGGUGGGCCCGGGAAUCGGACUGUGGAUUGCGUUUGUGGGGCCAGGGAUGACGACGGGGAGAGGAUGGUGACGUGCGAUGGUUGUCACGUGUGGCAGCAUACGAGGUGCUGCUGCGGAAUUGAGGAUGAUGAACCUGCGCCUUCUAUCUUCCUAUGCAGGAAGUGUCGGGGCUAGGUUUGAACUAUGAAUUUUAAGUUAAUCAGGCUGAUUUAUUGGUGUCGAUAAGAUUAUUCAAGUACGGAGUAUAUUAUUUUCAGCUUAGAAU